Striga asiatica is the source of this 651-nucleotide messenger RNA. NCBI's taxonomy places the organism in Eukaryota, Viridiplantae, Streptophyta, Magnoliopsida, Lamiales, Orobanchaceae. The record is from the annotation of a GenBank genome assembly.
AUGUUUAAUCUCGGCCGUCAAAUCCUUGUUCAUCAAGUGUUUAUGCUCCUUCAUCGACCUAAGCCCUGCAACCAAAUCCUCCAACGUAAUCGUAAGCAAAGUGUUAAUAUCUUUACACGAAACAUCAAUCCUCCCAUCCAAACUCUCUCGCGCAUUAACAAGCAUCAAAUCCACCAAACCCCCAUUCAUCUCCCUGCGCUGCUCCACAGAGGAUUCCUGCUUCAACUUCUCGGCUAUCCGCGCCACAGUGCACGACUCGUGCAGCCUGAAGCCGUACAGAGGGCUCGUAUUAUCACGCAUUUUGAGAUGGGCGAUUUUUGCGAGCUCCCGACAAGUGAAGUCGUCGAAGUAGAAAAACUUGGUGACACGUCUUCUGAAGCCCGGGUUAGCGGAUAUCACACGCUGCAUUUCUUCACGGUAGCCAGCGAAUAUCACGACUAUGUUGCCUUUGUCCAUGUGGGACAUCAUCUCCUCAAGAGCCUCCUUCCCGUAAUCUUAGUUACCUUUGCUCUUGUCUGUGCCCCUGUCUGGCCAAUGGUUUCCGAGGAAGGCCAUGUGAGGGGGUUUUCUUUGGCCAAUUUGGAUGGAGAGGCUUCGACGUUUUUCGUCGAUCAGCAUUUGCUUGGCCCAACGCCGGAGCUGCAGUGGUGA